This is a messenger RNA of Monomorium pharaonis (pharaoh ant), 695 nucleotides long. RefSeq lists its product as uncharacterized. The record is from RefSeq and is a predicted model, not a curated record. Bases 154 to 483 code for a protein of 109 amino acids. Lineage: Eukaryota; Metazoa; Arthropoda; Insecta; Hymenoptera; Formicidae. Gene Ontology annotation, molecular function: serine-type endopeptidase inhibitor activity; protein binding. The transcript has 4 exons.
AAGUCGAAAGACUUGAUAAGAGUUGGACGAUUCUAUAAAUCGAAAAGCAUCUCGCUAAAGACCGUCAUUUGUUGGUGUUUUGGUUACCAUUGAAGACGUUUUUACUUCGCCUUUACUUUUCCUGGAUUUGGUUGGACGCGCACAAAUACAAUCAUGAAAUAUAUUUUUGCACUUGUACAAGUUUUGACCCUAAUUUGGUUGGUCGCCUUGGCAUUCCCGCAAAGAGACUCGCCGAACAACUUUGGUGAUGACUCCAUAAUAUUCGAUAAUAAUGAUCUGAGUAGUACCACGCCGAGUAGCACCACGCAAGGAACAACAAAUUGUCCAUGUGCCGCAACUAAUGAAUACAAUCCAGUGUGUGGCACCGAUAACGUUACUUACUGGAAUAUGGGAAGAUUUAAUUGCGCGAAAAAUUGCAAUCCACGACUUGAGAUAAGAGUAAUCAGAGCUUGCGAACCAUAUAUCGUACAAAGUAGUAGUUGAAUAUGGAACCAUCAUAUGACCUGCCAUCACUUUUAUAUGACUGAUAAAUACAACAUAGACAUACGUGUACUUGCAGAAAUUGCUGAUACGUGAAAUAAUGUGCUGAUUGCAAACUAUUAAUUCCUAAUCAUAGACAUAUCGUGUAUUCCAUGUGUUAUUAAUAUUGAAUGUAUUACUAUCUUUAAAUAAUUUUAUAUAAAAACGGUGAAUAU